AAAAGAAAAUCCCUAACACCAUCUUCCACAGUUUCCCACUCAAAAAGCUCCCUCUAAUAUUUUACAAGGAAAACCAAAAAAACUCUAAAGUUCAAGAAGAGAGGACCAGGCUGACCAUAUAUGGGUAGUUUGGAAGACGAAAUACUCGUUCAGAUGGUACAUGAUUUUAUGGAAUAUUCAGAAUCACCUGCGAGACCUCUUUUUUCAUCUUCCUCAAACUGUCCGCCUCUUAAUAAUCAAACCCAAUACUUCACUUUGCUGGAUAUUCUUGGGAGAGGGACACAGUAUGAAGCUGAGGUCCUUAAAAGUAUCUUGAAUUAUAUGAGAAACAAAAGGAAUACAGAGAAAACUAUAGAUAUGAAAAAAUGGCUUUUACUCAAGCUAAAAAUGGAUGGUUAUAAUGCUUCCCUUUGUCAAACUUCUUGGGUCACUUCCUUGGGAUGUCCUGCUGGAGAUUAUGAGUACAUUGAGAUCAUACGUGAGCCAAUGAGACUUGUAGUGGACAUAGACUUCCAGUCACAAUUUGAAUUGGCUAGACCCACAGCAUCAUACAAACAGCUAACAGACACACUACCAACCAUCUAUGUUGGGACAGAGGCCAAACUCAUCAAGAUUAUCUCUCUUCUCUGCUCAGCUGCCAAACAGUCCCUUAAAGACAGAGGUCUCCAUUUACCCCCUUGGAGAACUACCACUUACAUGCAGUCCAAAUGGUUGGCUAGCUCUCUUAAAAAAGACCUAAAUAAUGCUGAUAAUGAAGUGAAAAGUAUUGGAGUGCAUUGUUUUAGCAACUGGGUGCCUCCAAUUGUAAAACCCAAGCGAAGGAAUUUGGGUAAUGGGUCUGGUCUGUCUAGUCAAUUCUCUAAUAUGAGGAUAAACUGCUGCUAGUUAAUUAAUUAUUUUAUUUUAUUUUUGGCUUCUGGUUUGGAAUUUAAUGUUAACAUAGCAGGCCGAGUAGUUCCUAGUUUUUUGGCCACUGUUUCUUCAUUUGUUUGUACUAGUUGUUGGCUUUAUCUCAGAUAGUUUUCAAGGAAUGAGGUGAAAUUAAUGGCAUUGCAGUUUCCAAUUAUUUA
Messenger RNA from Ziziphus jujuba (common jujube), 1070 nucleotides. RefSeq lists its product as uncharacterized. The transcript has 3 exons. Lineage: Eukaryota; Viridiplantae; Streptophyta; Magnoliopsida; Rosales; Rhamnaceae. Bases 121 to 885 code for a protein of 254 amino acids. The record is from RefSeq and is a predicted model, not a curated record.